Molecule: messenger RNA, 1122 nt
Organism: Pollicipes pollicipes
Lineage: Eukaryota; Metazoa; Arthropoda; Thecostraca; Pollicipedomorpha; Pollicipedidae
Exons: 8
Coding region: 1-1122 (373 amino acids)
Biological process (GO): proteasome regulatory particle assembly
Cellular component (GO): cytoplasm; nucleus
Source: RefSeq, a predicted model, not a curated record
AUGGAUGAGAAGACCCAUCUGGAGGAGCAGAUCAGCCAGAUGGGCAACGUCCUCUCCACGCAGCGGGUCGGCAUGGACGAGCCGCUGGUGGACGCGGAUGACUACCCGCGCGCCGACAUCGACGUGUACUCGGUGCGGCACGCGCGCUCGCAGCUGCGCCGCCUGCAGAACGACCACCGGGCGCUGAUGACGCGCAUCGAGGCCGGCCUGGCCGAGCUCGGGCCGGGAGUGCGGGAGCGGGCGCAUGAGAACUUGUCGGGCGGUGGUGGCGGCGGGGUGGCCUCCGACUGCCGCCACCAGGUGGCAGUGCAGUUCGCCGACAGGCAGCGCUCCAGUCGGAACAAAAACCAAAAAGGAGAGCCGCUUCAGCCGUGCGUCUUGAGAUGCGAGUACGGCGAUGGAGUCACCAUCGGCGAGUCGCCGAAGGUCGCAGUUGAUGCCAACGGCUGCGCGGAUAUCGACUUCACGACCACCAUCGCCAUCGAUCAGGAAGUAGCAGAUUGGAACCAGAUGGCUAACACCCCGCUCGUGCUUCUCCUCAUGGAGUCUUCUGUCAAAGAAUCCAGGAAAAAGAAGAGCCCCAGUUUCAACAAAGUCGGAGUGGCUACUAUUGACCUGCUUCCUCUUCUCUUCGAGCCGGCCACCGGCGAGCAGUGGCACAGGUUCGCGCCCGCGGACCACGUGCUGCCCGACUCUGAGCGCUGCCUGCUGCAGAUGCCCGAGGCGGCGGUACGCUUCGAGACCAGCGCGCCGCUCAUCCCCGACAAUGUGAUCGGCGAGCUGAACAUGCUGACAAUCACGCUGGACUCCUUGUACGGGAUACCGAGUCGUCUAGAGGAGUCUUGGGAAUGCCAUGACUACAUCACGGCGUUGUUCCUUCCCUUCGAACAGACGGAUGAGCUGUUGAGCUACGAAAAGUCGCUCUGCCAGGAGUUCAGCGCCGAGUGGGAGCGACCACUACUGGUACGGCAGGACCGGCGGCCAGUCGGACGACGACUUCAUUCCGGCACGCAGGUCAGAGUGCAGGCGCCACGCUGUCCAGAGCCGCGCCGCGGGACGGACUACUGCGCGACCAGCUUCGCCAAAAAGCAGGAGAUAUUGCUCCAUCGUGAUCGAAGAUGA